GAUUGUUGUGGAUUACUGCCUUUUGGUUGACCAUGGGACAAAGGAAAUGUGCGGCAGGAAGAGCACGGGGAUAUUUAUUUGCAUGCUUCUCUGCUGUGCUUUUGUGGAAGUUAGCUACAGCACAAUUAAGAUACUCGAUCUCUGAGGGAAUAAACGAAGGAACUGUGGUCGGAAAUGUCGCUAAAGAUCUGGGAUUGGACAAAAGCACACUCGGUGACAGAAAGUAUCGGGUAGUGUCUAGUGAUGCUGAUCCCCUCUUUCGUGUGAAUCAAGUCGAUGGGAACCUGUACGUGAGCCGAAUGAUCGACAGAGAGACGGUGUGCUCAGAUAGCGGUACGUGUUUAAUAAAUCUCAAAACGGUGCUUGAAAACCCGCUAGAAGUGCAUUACGUUAGGGUUGAAGUGUUGGAUAUAAAUGAUCAUUCUCCCAGCUUCCAAGAGAACCAGACCACUAUGGAGAUUUCCGAAUCCGUGUUGCCUGGAACAAGAUUUCAGCUCACCGCCGCAAAAGAUCCAGACAGCGGUCAGUUCUCCGUGCAGCAGUAUAGACUUAGCCAAAACGAACAUUUUCGACUGGAGGUUAAGGAUAAAAGAAACGACAUUAAACUACCGAUUUUGAUUGUGCAAAAACCUUUGGACAGAGAAACAACAAGGAACCAUUCACUGACACUCACGGCCGUGGAUGGAGGUAAACCUCCUCAAUCCGGUAGUAUGAAUAUUUUAAUAAAUGUUUUGGACGUAAACGACAAUGUGCCCGUUUUCACAAAAGAUGUUUAUUCAGUGAUGCUCAGUGAAAAUUCACCAAUAAAAACGACAGUUAUACAGGUUGAAGCAACUGAUUUAGACGAAGGUCCAAAUGGAGAAGUAAUUUACUCCUUUAGCAACAGUGUGAGUAAGAAUAUACUAAAUCUUUUUGAUAUUAAUUCAUUAACCGGUGAGAUAACAGUAAAAGGUUUAAUAGACUUUGAGGAAAAAGAGGAAUAUGACAUAGAAAUUCGAGCAUCGGAUAAAGGCCUCCCCCCACUCACAGCUGAGAAAACUGUCGUCAUAAAAAUAAUUGAUAUUAAUGAUAACGCUCCGGAGAUAGAAGUUACUUCAUUUUCAAGCUUAAUUCCUGAAGAUUCUCGACCAGGAACCACCGUUGCGCUCAUCAGUGUAAAUGAUUUGGACUCAGCUCUUAAUGGAAAAAUUAUUUGCACGAUAAGUGAAGAGAUUGUUUUUGCUUUGUCGGCAUCAUUGCAAGACAAUAUGUUUUCAGUAGUAACCAAAUCAUAUCUGGACAGAGAGAAAACGUCAAGAUAUGACCUGAAAAUAACUGCAAAUGACGAAGGGCAUCCUUCACUUUCAUCUGAAAAAACAAUCAGCGUCCUGGUGUCAGACGUGAAUGACAACGGCCCAGAAUUUUCACAAAGUCCAUAUUACUUUUAUGUGACUGAGGGAAACAAACCAGGUUCCUUGGUGUUUUCUGUCAAAGCUUUUGACAAAGAUGAAAAUGAGAAUGCGCGUAUAUCGUACCAUGCUAGUGUAGAGGGAAGCAAGGACAGCAAGUUGAUUUCAUUUUUAAGCAUUAAUUCUGAGACCGGAGAAAUUGUGGCACUGAAAAGUUUCGACUUUGAAACUCUAAAAACUUUCCAGUUCCAAGUUGUCGCCACUGAUUCUGGG
Poecilia latipinna (sailfin molly) is the source of this 1661-nucleotide messenger RNA. Its product is annotated as protocadherin alpha-3-like. The transcript has a single exon. Gene Ontology annotation, molecular function: calcium ion binding. Lineage: Eukaryota; Metazoa; Chordata; Actinopteri; Cyprinodontiformes; Poeciliidae. The record is from RefSeq and is a predicted model, not a curated record. Gene Ontology annotation, biological process: homophilic cell-cell adhesion. The annotation marks the transcript as partial. Gene Ontology annotation, cellular component: plasma membrane.